GCAAGUACAUGGUAAUAACAAAGGGUAACGAUGACAACCCUAACUAUGUAUUCUUGUCUCUCUUAGAAAAGAGAUAGGGAAAGAAGAAUGGAACUGAGCAGCAGAAAUGCAGCUUCAGGAACAAUCAACCAUGAAUAUGAUCGAAAUAGUGAAUUAAAAGCUUUCGACGAAACAAAGCUUGGUGUUAAAGGCCUAAUUGAUGCAGGAGUUACUAAGGUUCCUCGCAUAUUCCAUAAGCCACAUGAUUAUCCUGAUGACAUUUCAUCUGCAGCAGAAGAUGCUCAGUUUAGAAUUCCUAUCAUAGACCUUGAAGCUGUGGAAAUGGAUUCAACUACACAUGAAAAGGCUGUCGAAGAAAUCAGAAAUGCGGCAGAAACAUGGGGCUUCUUUCAGAUAAUCAAUCAUGGGAUUGAUUUAAGCAUUACGGAGGAAAUGAUAAAUGGGGUACGCAGAUUUUUUGAGCAAGAUAGUGAAGUCAAGAAAAAAUUCUAUUCACGUGAAGCCGGAAAAAGUUUCAUGUAUGUUAGCAACUUCGAUCUGUACUUUUCUAAGUUCGCUAGUUGGAGGGACACCUUUUCGUGCAAUAUCGCACCUAAUACUGUUAAACCUGAAGAACUACCUGAAGUAUGCAGAGAUAUAACAUUGGAGUACUCGAAGAAGGUGAGGAGGGUGGGGAUUUUUCUUUUUGAACUGUUGUCGGAGGCUUUAGGGCUAAAACCAAAUCGCCUCAGGGAGAUGGAGUGUACAGAAGGACUUGUUGUUUUAUGCCAUUAUUAUCCACCUUGUCCUGAGCCUGAACUAACUACGGGGACGGUUGGCCAUACCGAUCCGGGCUUCCUUACAGUUCUGCUCCAAGACCAGAUUGGAGGCCUACAAGUUCUGCAUCAGAAUAAGUGGGUUGAUAUUCCUCCAGUGCCUGGAGCCCUUGUUGUCAAUCUCGCAGACAUGCUACAGCUCAUAUCCAACGACAAGUUCAAAAGCUCUAUGCACAGAGUACUGUCAAACCGAAUAGGUCCAAGAAUAUCAGUGGCAAGCUUUUUCAGCACCGGUUUUCAGAAAUCAUCAAAGCUAUUCGGACCGAUUAAGGAGCUGCUAUCAGAAGACAAUCCUCCAAUCUACAGAGAAACUGCAGUCUAUGACUUCGCUACAUCUCUCAAGGAUGGCAAAGGAGGAUUGCAGAAUUUUAAGCUACAAACAUACGAGGUUGGUCUUAAAAUGACCGGUGAGUUGAGGGCUUCCUUUUCGGAGUUGGUGUUGGUGGCUAGAGGAAGGAGUUCCGGCGAAGUGAUGGAAGCCGAGUUUUCGGAGAAAAUGAACUCCCCCGUUGAUUCUGAAUAUUGCCGAACUAGUGAAUUAAAAGCUUUUGACGACACAAAAGCUGGCGUUAAAGGACUUGUUGAUGCUGGAAUUAUCGAAGUCCCUCGAAUUUUCCAUCUAUCAUCUGAUCACCUUGACAAUAUUUCUCAUACUGUCGACCCCAUGUUCAACUUUCCUCGCAUAGACCUUGAAGGCGUUAAUAAAGACUCAAUUUUGCGCAAGGAGAUUGUUGACAAAGUACGACAUGCUUCAGAGACUUGGGGAUUUUUCGAAGUGGUCAAUCAUGGGAUUCCUGUAAGUGUUCUUGAGGAGAUGAAGGAGGGAGUAAAAAGGUUUCAUGAGCAAGAUGUAGAGCUUAAAAAAGAAUUUUACUCUCGUGACUAUACAAAAAAGGUUCUAUACAAUAGCAACUUUGAUUUGUAUAGUUCACCAUUUGCUAACUGGAGGGAUUCUAUUUUCUUUCAAAUGAUUCCUGACCCUCCCAAGCCAGAAGAAUUGCCAGCUGCCUGCAGAGAUAUACUGAUGGAGUACUCCAAAGAAGUAAGGAAAUUAGGAGAUUUAUUGCUGGAAUUAUUUUCAGAGGCGCUCGGUCUGAGCCCAAACCACUUGAAAGACAUGGAAUGCAAUGAAGGACUUCUGAUUGUAGGCAACUAUUAUCCAGCAUGUCGCCAGCCAGAAAUAACCUUAGGUGCAAGCGGGCAUGCGGACAGUGACUUCUUUACAGUGCUUCUGCAAGAUCAUAUUGGUGGACUCCAGGUUCUGCAUCAGAAUGAAUGGAUUAAUGUGCCUUCUACACCAGAUGCUCUGGUCGUUAACAUUGGUGAUCUUAUACAGCUCAUAACAAACGACAAGUUUAUAAGCGUGGAGCAUAGAGUGCUGGCGAACUGUGUAGGACCAAGAAUAUCGGUAGCAAGCUUUUUCACUACAACCCUUAUAUCAACAUCAAGACUGUAUGGUCCUAUUAGGGAGUUGUUGUCAGAAGAGAAUCCCCCAAAGUAUAGAGAAACAACAGUAAGAGAGUACUCUGAUCACUACAAGGGAAAAGGCCUGGAUGGGACUUCUGCACUUCUGCAUUUCAAGCUUUGAAAGUUAAGGAAAUGAUUAGUUUGACAAAAAGGGUCCGUGUAAGCUUAUUGAUAUUUCUGUUUAUCAUAUUGCGGUUACGUAAUUCGAUCCCUCUCUGUAUCUGUUUGCUCUGUUACCUCCCGGCCAUAAAACGCCGGUCUUGGGCAUAGAUUUUCCUGUAAACUUAUAUUAUGCAUGCAUUUUAAAGGGAAAGGUUAGAAGAAGAACUAAUUACAAUCUUGUAUGACUACUAAUAUUUUUCAGAAAGGGAAGAGAAAUGAAAUUAAAUGAUUCUUGA
This is a messenger RNA of Ricinus communis (castor bean), 2680 nucleotides long. RefSeq lists its product as uncharacterized. Lineage: Eukaryota; Viridiplantae; Streptophyta; Magnoliopsida; Malpighiales; Euphorbiaceae. The transcript has 7 exons. The record is from RefSeq and is a predicted model, not a curated record. Bases 88 to 2403 code for a protein of 771 amino acids.